Messenger RNA from Chlorocebus sabaeus (green monkey), 5179 nucleotides. NCBI's taxonomy places the organism in Eukaryota, Metazoa, Chordata, Mammalia, Primates, Cercopithecidae. The record is from RefSeq and is a predicted model, not a curated record.
GGUAAGAUGAAGACUUGAGGGGUGCAGCCUGCUAGGGACAGGCAAUAGUCAGCCUUAGUUCUGCUUCCCUCUGUGAAAUAGGCUAGAUUCCAGUUUCCCAUUUGCUUGGGGGUCGGGAGGUCUCUCCUCAAGGGAGACCUUGAGGCUUAUUUUUCUGUAGGAAAUAAGUUCCAUUUUGGUCUCAGGUUCCUUGCAUUUGGGGAGUGGGCUUAGGGUCUAGGGUCACAGUGGACCUCUUGUGGAAUAGGGAACAGGACUUGGGCUCAGGUCAGUGCCUGUCAGUGCCCCAUGAACAUGCGUUGCUGGGGGAUGGAUGUAAUAAUAAACAGAGAAGUGAUGGCCUUGAUACCCCUGGGGGAAAAUGUCUGGGAUAAAAAGAACAGCCUGAUCUCCCUCUCUAGGAUUCUAGAACUUCUACAUAUUGGAAUUCCAGCUGCCUUGCCUGAGGUUUUAAAAUCCUUACCCGGUAGAGAUAAAACCCAGGCCUUGAGCUCCAUUUCGGUAUAUGGGGAAGAGCAAUGACCCAUCCCUGUCAGUUUGUAAAUGUCCUACUUGUUUUCUCAGUGGACAGUGAACGUCUCACCCUGCUUCUGGGGGGCUUAACAGGCCUCGAUUUCUGGAAAGAGAAACUGAGGUCAAAGGAAGGCAGAGAGAGCCAGGGUCAGGACAGGAGGGCACGCAGGUACCUCACAGCUCGGAACGUUGUACUAGGGUCUCUUGAGGCCAUGAAGACACGACCCUUGUUGUUGCCUUCUUCGGGGAUUCCUCCAUGGGAGCCCCUUUUUCCCUGCUACCCUCCUGCCCCCCGGAAGUGCAGAGGCCCAGGAGCUGCCUGCCGGCACCAGUUGCACGGGAUUAGUUCAGGGAAGGACUUGCUCACCUGCUCCUCCCCUCUGACUCAAGUCAUAACAAGUAACCUGGUUCCCCUGGCCCGGCAGCCUGGGAGGGACGGCAAGGCAGGCAGGUGAGCCGAGACGGAUGGCCAGCAGCCCCGUCUGCUGGAGAGAGAGCACAGGCCUGUGGCUUGGGAGACCCUGAGGCGACAUGCAAGGGCCCUGCGCCCCCUGACUGGAAGCAGGGGCUGUUUCUCAAACUCCUGGACAAAAGCCCAGAAGCAGUCAUCCCAGAGAGCACCCAGCAUCAGCCUGGGGCCACCGGGAAGAUCAGUGCCUCCCCUUUGACGCUGGCAGUGAGAGGCUGGGCUGAGCUGCGAGAAGGGGCAGCUGGCGGAGACAGGAGGCGUGCUAAGCUGGGGAAACUCCAGGCUACCUACACAUCCUGGCCCAGGCUGGUCACGGUAUCCCCCCUCCCUGCUCUGUGCCUUCUCCUUCCAGAAAUCCACCAUGGAGAGUAAGGAUGAGGUCAGUGACACCGACAGUGGCAUCAUCCUGCAGUCUGGCCCUGACAGCCCAGUCUCCCCAAUGAAGGAGCUGGCCCACGCAGUGCACAAGCAGCAGAGGGCCCUGGAGGCGAGGCUGGAGGCCUGCCUGGAGGAGCUGAGGAGACUCUGCCUGCGGGAGGCGGAGCUGACGGGCACCUUGCCAGCGGAGUAUCCCCUCAAACCAGGGGAAAAGGCCCCCAAGGUUCGCCGCAGGAUCGGAGCAGCUUACAAACUGGAUGACUGGGCCUUGCACAGAGAGGACCCCCUAAGCAGCCUGGAGCGCCAGCUGGCCCUGCAGCUGCAGAUCACAGAGGCAGCCCGUCGGCUGUGCCUGGAGGAGAAUCUCAGCAGGCAGGCUCGGCGGCAGCGGAAGCACUCCAUGCUGCAGGAGGAGAAGAAGUUGCAGGAGCUCCAGCGCUGCCUGGUCGAGCGGAGGCGCAACAGUGAACCACCUCCGGCUGCUGCUCUCCCCCUGGGCCGAGAGCUCAGUGCCUCUGAUGACAGCUCCCUGUCAGAUGGGCUCCUCCUGGAGGAAGAGGAAUCCCAAGUGCCAAAACCUCCUCCAGAGUCCCCAGCCCCACCUUCUCGGCCUCUCCCACCCCAAACCCUUGAGGGUCUGCAGCCAACAGAACCUGAGCCUGGGGGCCCGGAACGGGCUCCAGUCCAGAACAGCCCCUGGAAGGAGACCAGCCUGGACCACCCCUAUGAGAAGCCCAGGAAAUCUUCUGAGCCCUGGAGCGAAUCCAGCAGCCCAGCCACCACGCCACAGGAUGGGCCCAGUGCCUCUAGCCUGUGGCUUCUGGAGCCUGCCUCCUACCACAUGGUUCCCAUCCGUGGUGUUCCUGGCCAGUGGCAGGGCCGCACCAGUGCCCCAGCCACCCCCGAGAUGCAGGGGAGGAGGGGCCAGUCGCAGUCUCUGAGGGUGGAUUCCUUCCGGGCGGGUCCUGAGGGCCGAGGUCGCAGCGCCUUUCCCCGCCGCCGCCCCACUCACUACACGGUGACAGUGCCAGAGUCCUGCUUUCCCGCGACCAAGCCCCCGCUGCCCCACGCCUCCUGCCACUCCUGCUCAGAAGACAGUGGCUCUGACAUCUCCAGCAUCUCCCACCCCACCUCACCGGGCAGCAGCAGCCCCGACAUCUCCUUUCUGCAGCCUCUCUCCCCUCCCAAGACCCAUCGUCACCGCGGGGCCUGGGGCCCAGCCGGCAGCAGAGAGCUGGUCGCCCACCACCCCAAGCUACUGCUGCCACCUGGCUAUUUCCCGGCGGGGCGGUACGUAGUGGUGGCUGAGAGCCCCCUGCCGCCUGGCGAGUGGGAGCUGUGCCGCGGAGCCCCGGGCCCCACCUACGAGGAGGAGGGCACUCCCCUGCGCUACCAGCGGCUGGUGCCCUCCCGCAGCCGCAUUGUGCGGACGCCCUCCCUGAAGGACAGCCCGGCAGGCCGGGGGCUCAGUAAGGCCGCAGUGUCCGAGGAGCUCAAGUGGUGGCACGAGCGUGCACGCCUCCGGAGCACCCGCCCCCACUCACUGGACCGCCAAGGAGCUUUCCGAGUCAGGAGCCUGCCCCUCGGGAGAGAGGGCUUCGGGCGAGCCCUGGGACCCCGGGCACAGGUGCCCACAGUGUGUGUGCUGCGGAGAUCGCCUGACGGGGCCCCUGUGCAAGUCUUUGUACCUGAGAAAGGAGAGAUCAUCAGCCAAGUGUAACUCUGCGCCCCAUGCUGGGAAAGACUGUUUCAUAGAGGGGUCUCGACCCCCCACCCCUGAGUGCCUCUUUCAGCUCCCCCAUCCCCAUCGCAGGCCGAUGACCUGGAGCUGAGACCUUUUAUGUUUUUUUUGUACACGACUUUUUUCAGAAGCCUUGACCUAAGGAUUUAUAUAUGUGGAUUGUCCUCAAGACCCCUGUGAUAUGAUUAUGCUUUAUCCCCCAGAGUUUAGCCUACUGGACUUAAGGCCUUGCCUGUCUGACUGACAGCCUCUAUCUCCUUAUGCAAGACAAGUGGCAGGGGAUGAGUGAAGCAGAGUGGGCCACCUUGGGAGUUCUCCAAUGCUCUGUGCUCUGGUUCUAAGAACUUCCCUGGGGAACUGCCCCGGCCCUCCUGUCCCACUAUUGCUGGAGGCUGGACAUGGUACAUACAUGGUACAUGAGAGUCAUGCACAUGACUCUUCCCCAUUUCCCAGGUCUCUGAGUACCCCAGCCUGGGAUGGGGGAGAAUCCUUUCCCCUUUUCUAAUGUGCUCUGUGAUGCACACACCAAGUGGUAGGUCAAAGGUCAGUAUAUCCUGGUGGUGUAUUGUCUUGCUAGACUUUCCUAUUUUCCUGACCCCAUAAAUCCUCUUUAGGGACCCAGUCACUAUACCCUGUCUAUGCCCUGUGGGCUCCUAGACCUCUGAGCUUUGAGUCAGUGGCAUCAUGGUUUGUAGCCUUAGGGAGUCCGGCGGCGAACUGGUCCAUGCUGGUGCUUAGUGGGCACCUUUUGACAGCCACCUCUGGGCAUCUCAAGGGCUUGCAGUCCCAUUGCUCCUUCUAACAUUUUGUUUGUUUGUUUUUGAGAUGAAGUCUCACUCUGUCACCCAGGCUGAAAUGCAGUGGCAAGAUUUCAGCUCACUGCAACCCCUGUCUCCUGGGUUCAAGCGAGUCUCCUGCCUCAGCCUUCCGAGUAGCUGGGAUUACAGGCAAGUGCCACCAUGCCUGGCUAAUUUUUGUAUUUUUAGUAGAGAUGGGGUUUCAUCAUGUUGGUCAGGCUGGUCUCAAACUCCUGAUCUCAAGUGAUCUGCCCACCUUGGCCUCUCAAAGUGCUGAGAUUACGGGCAUGAGCCAUCGCACCCGGCCCUUCUAACAUUUUUUCAUCGUAGUCCCAAAAACCAAUACUUUACAAGUGGUUUUGGAAAGGCACCACUUUUGUGGCAUGUUCUGGUUGGGGGAGGGAGUCACAGUUCCUACUGCCCCCACCAGCUAUGCUUCUGCUCUGAGAAGGUGCUUAUUUAUACCAACAUGGACAUACUUACUCCCAAGGACUGAUGAGAUGCUGAAUUUUCUUUGAGGGCAUUCAUUAUUUGUCCCAGUUGCAGUGGCUGGGUGGAAGCUGCAUGUGCUAAGACCACCCAGCCAUCCCUGGGUUCUCAUCCUAGGGCCUUCUUUGCUUCCAGGUCAGGGGACCUGCUUCAAUGAGAAAGCAACUGAGUUGAGGCUAGGAGAGGUAGGGAGAGCUAAGUUCUGGCUUUACCUGUGCAGAACUCUGCUCCUAUGUUACCUGGACUGGAACAGACUGUGAGUAUAGCAGAAGGUUCAGCCUCUGGUGUCUGACCUAAAAGAGGCACAGUUCUUCCUACUGGAAAGAAAACGGUGUAGCUGAUUGCACAAGGGUGCCAAGGGAAGACCCAGAAUGGCCCAUCAAAGGAACCUGUGGGAGGACGCAGGAGGCUGAAGGGAUGCACCUGGCAUUUCUCUCACUGUGCUCUUACUGCAUCAGCAACCCCCAACUUUUGGGCCUACUCUGCCCCUCAUGUGUGAAUACCCUGCUUGGAUGCUGUGCUUUUCUGGUUUGUCUCUAAGCCCCUUUCCCCAGGGUAUGUUGGUUUCCCUGGUCUCUCAGUGUCCUAACUGGAGCCCAGAGCGCCUUGAUCUGAACCAGGAGAUGGCUGAGCACUGGCCUUCCACACCUAAGCGUCCUUUACAUUAACUUAUUGGUCCUGUAUAACACCUGGUGCCAUUGCCAAGUGGCUGUGUCCUCAGCUACAGAGCUGGAAUUGUGUGGGGUUUAGUGCUAAAUACUUCAAUAAAGUCUGUUUUUUGUGAUUGGCUGA